This is a messenger RNA of Jaculus jaculus (lesser Egyptian jerboa), 2004 nucleotides long. It is a transcript of the gene Poli, whose product is annotated as DNA polymerase iota. Gene Ontology annotation, biological process: translesion synthesis. Gene Ontology annotation, molecular function: damaged DNA binding; DNA-directed DNA polymerase activity. The transcript has 11 exons. NCBI's taxonomy places the organism in Eukaryota, Metazoa, Chordata, Mammalia, Rodentia, Dipodidae. The coding region runs from base 39 to 1742 and encodes 567 amino acids. The record is from RefSeq and is a predicted model, not a curated record.
GGAAGGCGCGGCGAGGAAGAAGAGUGUAGGCCCAAGCCAUGGAGUUGGCGGUCGCGGAUGCGCCCGGAGGCUCGCUGGCCGCGCCGGCAGUUCAUGAUGAAGUGGUGCAUACGCGAAUUUCUUCAUCCAGAGUUAUAGUACAUGUGGAUCUAGAUUGCUUUUAUGCACAAGUAGAAAUGAUCUCACAUCCAGAGUUAAAGGACAAACCUUUAGGUGUUCAGCAGAAAUAUUUGGUGGUCACUUGCAACUAUGAAGCUAGGAAACUUGGAGUUAAGAAACUAAUGAAUGUCAAAGAUGCAAAAGAAAAGUGUCCACAGCUGGUAUUAGUUAAUGGAGAAGACUUGACCCGUUAUAGAGAGAUGUCAUAUAAGGUUACAGAAUUGUUGGAGGAAUUUAGUCCAAUUGUUGAGAGACUUGGAUUUGAUGAAAAUUUUGUGGAUCUAACAGAAAUAGUUGAGAAGAGACUCCAACAGCUUCAAAGUGAUCAACUCCCUGCAGUGACUGUGUCUGGUCAUGUAUAUAAUAACCAGUCUAUAAAUGUGCAUGAUGGCACACACAUCAGACUUGUGAUUGGAUCUCAGAUUGCAGCAGAGAUGCGGGAAGCCAUGUCUAAUCGGCUGGGGCUCACUGGCUGUGCUGGAGUGGCUUCCAACAAGCUUUUAGCAAAAUUAGUUUCUGGCAUUUUUAAACCAAAUCAGCAAACAAUCUUGUUACCUGAAAGUUGUCAAGAUCUUAUUCAUAGUUUGAACCACAUAAAGGAAAUGCCUGGUAUUGGCUAUAAAACUGCCAAAUGUCUUGAAGUACUGGGAAUCAAUAGGGUACAUGAUCUCCAGACAUUUUCAAUCAAGAUAUUAGAAAAGAAAUUAGGAAUUUCAUUUGCUCAGCGCAUCCAGAAACUCAGUUUUGGAGAGGACAACUCUCCUGUCACACCCUCAGGACCACCUCAGUCCUUUAGUGAAGAGGAUUCAUUUAAAAAGUGUUCAUCUGAAGUUGAAGCAAAAAAAAAGAUUGAAGAACUACUUACUGGUCUUUUGGACAGACUAUACAAAGAUGGAAGGAAGCCCCAUACAGUGAGAUUAGUAAUCCGCCGGUAUUCUGAGCAGCACCAUAGUCGUGAGAGUCGGCAGUGUCCUAUUCCAUCACACAUUAUUCAGAAGCUAGGGCCAGGAAGUUAUGAUGUGAUAACCCCAAUGGUUGAUAUACUUAUGAAACUUUUUCGAAAUAUGGUGAAUGUGAAGAUGCCAUUUCACCUUACUCUUCUAAGUGUGUGCUUCUGUAACCUCAGAGCAUUCAGUACUGCUAAGAAGGGGCCCAUGGAUUAUUACCUAACACCAUCCUUAAUUUCACAUUCUGGCAAGAGCAAUUUUAAAAUGAAAGACACGCACAUGGAAGAUUUUUGUAAAGAGAAGAAAGGAAAUUGGGAAUGUUUACCAGGUGGAAGAAUUGAAAGUACAAGAACUGGGGAAUCUUCAUCACAUAGCACAAAGUUUUCUAAAGAAAAAGACAUGGAUUUGCAGACUGAGCAACUUGUCUCCAAAAACAAAACUACAGAUAGCCAUAAGCAAACAUUAACAACAACCUGUCAUCAAGGACUUAUAGAAAAUAGAGAGCAAGAUUCUGCUCGUGAAAAAAUUACUUUUCCAUUUGAUGUUGAUCUUCAAGUCUUCUAUGAAUUACCAGAAGAGGUACAGCAAGAACUGUUAGCUGAGUGGAAGAGAACUGGACCACAGUCCACACUGUAAAUACUCAAGAUCAGAAAAAAGGUCUAAAAAGUGAGGGAAUUAUUAUUUUCAUAUUAGCAGUUUUAUAAGCUCUUAAUUAAACCCUAAUAUUCAGUAAUAUAGAAAUCCAGUGUAAAUGUUCCAAAUAAAGCAAGAAUAUCGACAGAAAGUAAAUUCUGGUAUGAAGCAGAGUAAUACUCAUUAAUUAAGCAAUGAUGUAAAAUAUUUUCUUAUUCCUAUAGCUAUUUGAUAUUGCUUUCCAAUAAAAGGAAAAUCAUAGUCA